UUCAAUUCUUUCUUCGCCAAGGUUACUCCAAUUAACCUUGCACAUACGCAUCGGCCUUAGCACGUAUGCUCAAGUCUCGAUUGCUGAUUAGCAUGGUUUUGCCGUCACUGUUAAUUUGCUUAUUAUCAUCAGCUGUGGAGUUUGACAGUAAGUAAUAUGUGAGUUGACUUUUUUUCUCUAGUGAGGUAAUUCCAUUUUUCGCCCCAAGUUUUGUAUUUGAGGCAUGUUGAGAAAUUCCACGACCUUUUACGUUACAUCAGAUUAAUUUAGACUGUUUAUUUCCUUAGUUCAACGGCCCAUAUGAGCCAAUACUACACUAGAUUUUCGGUAAUAUAUUAAGUAAUUAAGGGCGUUUUGGGUAGUCCACAUGUAUCCAUCCCACAGGCACCUUCCCCUGAAAUCGAAAUCUCACGCGGUAAUUAUCCAUCCCACACUCGUUCAUUUGCCAUCGCCAUUGCCAGCGCACCGUUGCCAUCGCUCGUCGCGUCCUAGCUAGCCGUCGGCAGCGGCGAGUUGUCAUGCCUUUCGUGUUACCCUCGAACCUACAUGAUUUAGAGUGGGUCACCUGACGAAGACGACGAAGGCGCCCCGGCCGCAUGCCCUCUUCAUCGCCUCGCCUUGCUGGCCGUCUUCGUCCGCGGCUAGAUUGCCCGGUUUUUGGUUUUCUGGUCGAGCCUCCGGGAUCUGGAACUGGUCGCUGACAUAGAGAUGACAGACUUCGCUUGGACUGCAUGGCCCCGGCCUUGUCCAGCCCGUCCCAUGAAUAAUCAUGCAGACAUACAUCUUUCGGAUGCAGAGGCCAGGUAACCCUCCUUUUCAAAAAAGAAAUGAAUGACCAUGCAGACACUAGAAAGACACUAGAAUACGAGGCCAUACCAUGGUAAGUAUUCAACUCCAUCGAACUCUCUUAUUGACAUCACGCCAUGUCCAUUCUUUUCCAAAAAAGAAGCUAGCUAAUUAAGUAAAUUCCUGCCGCCGCCGGCGACAUGCAAGCAGCGUAGGCUCUGACUUUUGGCAGCGUUGGGAUGACAGUGCGCUGGGAGGAGUGCAAGCGGUGUUGGGAUGGAGGACUUUCUAAGGGUGCCAGCCUACACGCAGCGUCUGGAUAUCCGAGAACAUGGGGGCGGCGACCUGCAGGAUGAUUAUUUUGCCAGCGAUGGAUGGCCGGCGUUGGGGACGGAGGGCUGCAGUGGCGCUCGGCUGCAAUCAGUCUAAUUAAUUAGACGAAACAUAAUUACCAAUAUGUCCUUAAGCCAUAAUCUGACGGUCUCAUGCUGACCAUUAGAUUAACUAAAUACUACCAUUAUGUUGAGUAGUAGUAUAUGGUGUACCGUAAAAUUUCCCACUACGAAACUGCUGCCAGUUUUUACCCCUUCUCGGAUCACUCGCUGCUUAUGUGGCGCGCAACGUACUAGAUGACAGUGCAGUUUGAGGUGGUUGUUUUGUCCGCCGUAGCGUUAAAGCACCGUUGGUUUGAGAAAGGUUCCCUUGCCGUACAAUCGUACAUCUUUCUUCUAUCAGUGUAUCGAGACACAAGCUUUGCUUUCUCAAAAACAAAAACAAAAAAUAGAUGGCAGGAAAAUAGGCACUUCCAUUUAGGAGGCAGCAAUCGUUUGAAUGGCCCUAAGCACUUGUUUGUUGUUUCGAUGCUUGUUUAUGAUGUCAGAUUCUUAGCAAUUGACACUGAUACCAGGUUGCUGCUAGUUCUCUUGUACAGACAUGGCCAGGUCCGGAGGGUUCACGUAUGCAGCAAUCCUCCUGCUUGUUCUGAACAUUUUCCAGGUGGAUGUUGUAAGGGGACAAAGCACUCACCCUAUUGAAGCAAAUGCUCUCAGUGCUAUUAAAGCCAGGUUAAUUGACCCUACGAAUAACCUUAAUAAAUGGAACAGAGGAGAUCCAUGCACAUCAAACUGGACAGGAGUCACCUGUCACAAGAUACCCAGUGAUACAUAUCUUCAUGUAACAAAGCUGGAGUUGUUCAAGAUGAACCUCUCUGGAACUUUGGCACCAGAGGUUGGUCUUCUGUCUCAGCUGAGAAAAUUGAAUUUUAUGUGGAACAAUUUGACUGGUAACAUCCCGAAAGAGAUAGGCAAUAUCACAACACUAAAUCUUAUGGCUUUGAAUGGUAAUCAACUAUCUGGUUCCCUACCAGAUGAGAUUGGCUAUCUCAAGAAGUUAAACAGAUUACAAGUCGACCAAAAUCAAAUAUCUGGACCCAUACCAACGUCGUUUGCUAAUUUAGAAAGCAUGAAGCAUCUUCACAUGAACAACAAUUCAUUAAGUGGGCAAAUUCCAUCUGAGUUGUCCAGAUUGUCUAAGCUCCUUCAUCUGCUUGUGGAUACCAAUAAUUUAUCUGGACCUCUUCCUCGAAACUUAGCAGGGAUGCUUAGUUUGAAAAUAUUUCAGGCUGAUAAUAAUAACUUCAGUGGAAGUUCCAUACCCGCUGCAUACAAUAACAUACGGACACUUUUAAAGCUGAGUCUCAGGAAUUGCAGUUUGCAAGGAGUUAUUCCUGAUCUAAGUGGCAUACCUGAACUUGGCUAUUUAGAUCUUAGCUGGAACCAACUGAGAGGAUCUAUAGCAGUUGAUAGACUCGCUUCAAAUAUCACCACGAUUAUUUUAUCGCAUAACUUUCUUAAUGGAACUAUUCCGGCAAACUUCUCUGGGCUGCCUAAUCUUCAGUUAUUGAACUUUGAAAGCAACUCCCUUGACACAAUUCCAGCUGCAUUUGAGCCUCCAAAAGCUGUCAUUGUACUGAUUUCUGGAAACCCCGUAUGUGACAAUCCAGCUCGAGCAAAGGGACUUUGUCAACCCAAAUCUGUAAAUGAAGCACCGUCUGGACAGGGACCACAAGUUAAUAUAGAUUGUGCUUCUUGCCCGACGGAUAAAAAUUAUGAAUACAAUCCAUUAUCCCCUAUACCUUGCAUUUGUCUUGUGCCUCUCGAAGUUGGAUUUCGGCUGAAGAGUCCGGGGAUCUCAGACUUCCACUCCUACAAAAAAGCCUUUGAGAUGGACUCAACCUCUCUAUUGGACCUGAGUCUUUACCAGCUAUAUAUUGAGCGGUACACAUGGGAGGCUGGUCCAAGGCUGAAUUUGCAUUUGAAGUUAUUCCCAAAUAACACUAAUUUAUUCACUAUGUCGGAAGUUAUGCGGCUCAGGCAAUUACUUGCUGGAUGGGAAAUUACUCUAUCAGACAUUUUUGGUCCAUAUGAUCUUCUCAAUUUCACGCUUGGUUCCUAUGCAGAUGAAUUUCCAACACUGGUAUCAUCAGGUUUAAAAAAGGGUGCACUAGCUGGGAUUUUGGCAGGAACAAUUAUUGCUGCUAUUGCAGUUUCUGUGGUUUCCACAUUUUUUAUAAUGAGAAGACGCUCAAAACAUCGAACAGUUUCGAGGCCAUCAUUACUAUUGAGGUUUUCUGUCAAGGUUGAUGUUGUGAGAUCCUUCACGUUUGAAGAAAUGGCUACAGCAACAAAUAAUUUCGAUGAUUCAGCUGAAAUUGGUGAGGGAGGUUAUGGAAAAGUCUAUAAAGGAAAUCUAGCUGAUGGAGCAACCGUUGCAAUCAAACGAGCACAUGAACAUUCUCUGCAAGGUUCAAAUGAAUUUUGCACAGAAAUAGAAUUGCUGUCAAGAUUGCAUCAUCGUAAUUUGGUAUCUCUGAUUGGAUAUUGUGAUGAAGAAGUCGAACAGAUGCUGGUGUAUGAAUUCAUGCCAAAUGGCACUCUACGUGAUCAUCUUUCUGCAACUUGUAAAAGACCUCUUAACUUUGUUCAGCGGUUGCAUAUUGCGUUGGGCGCUGCAAAGGGAAUCCUCUAUCUACACACCGAGGCAGAUCCUCCUAUAUUUCACCGUGAUGUUAAGACCACCAACAUUCUACUGGACUCCAAGUUCGUAGCGAAAGUGGCCGACUUUGGUCUUUCAAAGCUUGCUCUGAUCCCGGAUGUUGAAGGAACAUUGCCAGAACAUAUCUCCACUGUUGUUAAGGGCACUCCAGGCUAUCUUGAUCCAGAAUACUUCCUAACUAAUAAAUUGACAGAAAAAAGUGAUGUUUAUAGCUUUGGUGUUGUGCUGCUUGAACUAUUGACCGGGAUGAAGCCAAUCCAGUUCGGUAAAAACAUCGUUAGAGAGGUAAAGGCGGCUUACCAAUCAGGAGACGUUUCCGGAAUCAUCGACAGCCGAAUGUCGUGGUGCCCUCGAGAAUUCGCCACGAGGUUCCUCUCACUGGCCCUGAAGUGCUGCCAGGACGAGAGCGACGCGAGGCCUUACAUGGCCAACAUCGUCAGGGAACUCGACGACAUCCGUAGCGCUCUGCCUGAAGGAGAAGAUCUCCUGUCUGUGACCUCCAUGGAGACGGGCUCCUUGGCCACCCUAACUCAAUCUACAUCGAACUCCUUCAUAACGACCACCAGAGAGCAUUUCGACUCGUCCCAUGCCUCCGGCAGCGGGCUUAUGGACAACAGCGUCCCUUCCAGGAUGUCGGUGACUCCUCGUUAGUGCUGUCGCGCUCUUUGCAUUGUAAAUGGGUGUGGAGGACAGUUCCUGCCGGGCGAUUUCUUCUUAUGUACAUGUUGAAAUGGGUGUGUUGUUGUUGAUGAUGUGUGUGUGUGUUUGAUGAUCAGGGGUUUGACUAUCAUGGGAGGUGUAUUUGGCAGACACUGUUGGCGAGUGCAAAAUGAUGAAUGCUAACUGGAGUAAUUCUUUUCAGCUAA
This is a messenger RNA of Triticum urartu, 4706 nucleotides long. RefSeq names its product putative LRR receptor-like serine/threonine-protein kinase At1g06840. Gene Ontology annotation, molecular function: protein kinase activity; ATP binding; protein binding. The record is from RefSeq and is a predicted model, not a curated record. Gene Ontology annotation, biological process: protein phosphorylation. NCBI's taxonomy places the organism in Eukaryota, Viridiplantae, Streptophyta, Magnoliopsida, Poales, Poaceae.